Molecule: messenger RNA, 1039 nt
Organism: Saimiri boliviensis boliviensis (Bolivian squirrel monkey)
Lineage: Eukaryota; Metazoa; Chordata; Mammalia; Primates; Cebidae
Source: the annotation of a RefSeq genome assembly
AUUAACCCCAUCGCUCACCUCUUCAUUUCCCUUACAAUCCUAAUAGGGACAAUAAUUGCAAUAUUUAGCUCCCACUGAUUCCUAAUUUGAAUAGGCCUAGAACUAAAUAUACUAGCUAUCGUACCAACACUAGCCAAAAGUACAAAUCCCCGAUCCACAGAAGCAUCCACCAAAUACUUUCUAGUACAAGCAACCGCAUCCAUAAUCUUCUUAAUAACUACCCUCCUCAACUAUCUCUCCUCAGGACAAUGAACAAUCAACCCCUUCCUCCAUCAAACCCUAUCCACAACAAUAUUAAUUGCCCUGAUAAUAAAACUAGGGAUAGCUCCCCUCCACUUUUGACUUCCAGAAGUAACUCAAGGCAUUCCCCUAGCUCCCACCAUACUAAUCCUCACAUGACAGAAACUAGCCCCCAUGUCAAUUAUUACUCAAAUCUAUCCUUCAAUAAACCUAAACAUCCUACUAACAAUCUCAAUUCUAUCAAUUAUAGUUGGCAGCUGAGGAGGACUCAACCAAACACAACUGCGCAAAAUCCUGGCCUACUCAUCAAUCACUCAUAUAGGAUGAAUAAUAGCAGUAUUAUUCCACGACCCAAACAUUACCAUACUAAACCUCCUAAUCUACAUCCUACUAACAAUCCCUAUACUCUUAAUCUUUAAUCUAAACUCAAACAUAACAGCCCUAUCACUAUCCCACACCUGAAAUAAAUUCACAUGAAUAAUACCCAUAUUCCCAAUAAUGAUAAUAUCCCUAGGAGGCCUACCCCCACUAACAGGCUUUUCCCCUAAAUGAGCUAUCAUACAAGAACUUACAAAAAACAGUAACCCCACCCUCCCCCUCACCAUCGCUAUACUAACACUAAUAAAUCUUUACUUCUAUAUGCGCCUAACAUACUCCAUUUCAAUGACAAUAUUUCCUACAUCUAACAACACAAAAAUCAACUGACAAUUAAAACAUAUAAAACUAACACCACUUAUAGCUCCACUUAUAGUCUCAUCUAUAUUCUUACUCCCAACAAUACCACUAAUACUAUUAAUAU